CCAUUGACUUUGACUUGACUGUUAAGGUUAAGUCUUAGAUUGGUUUGUGUUUGUUAUUAAUUGAUGUUUUGUUUAUCACUUUGACUCGAAGUAUCAAUUAACGGCAAUGUUUGGAAAAUUUUAAUAUGCCGGAUAGGUUUAGGUGGACAAAGCGUUUAUUAGUUGCUGCCUUGUUUUUGAUUUUCAUACUUGUAUGUCGACAAAUUUUCGAAGAAAAUUUUCAAUCCAAUAUAUUCACUGCUAGUAGUUUUUGGAAACAAAUAUGAAACACAAGGUUUCUUAUUUCUUCAACCCAGAUGUGGGAAAUUUCCAUUAUGGCACUGGACAUCCUAUGAAACCCCAUAGGCUAUCGGUUAUUCAUAGCUUAGUUUUGAAUUAUGGAUUGCAUAAACACAUGUCAAUUUAUAGACCUUAUAAAGCAAGUGCACAUGAUAUGUGCCGAUUCCAUUCCGAUGAAUAUAUUGACUUCCUACAAAGGGUAACUCCUCAAAAUAUUCAAGCUUUCACAAAACAUCUAAGUCAUUUUAAUGUGGGAGAUGAUUGCCCUGUUUUCCAUGGUUUAUUUGAUUUCUGUUCAAUGUAUACAGGGGCUUCACUGGAAGGAGCUAUGAAAUUGAAUAAUAAAGACUGCGAUAUAGCCAUCAAUUGGUCUGGAGGUUUACACCACGCUAAGAAAUUUGAGGCUUCAGGAUUCUGUUAUGUUAAUGAUAUAGUCAUAGGAAUUUUAGAACUUCUCAAAUACCACCCUAGAGUUUUAUAUAUAGAUAUUGAUGUUCACCAUGGUGAUGGUGUUCAAGAAGCUUUUUAUUUAACUGAUAGAGUUAUGACUGUUAGUUUCCAUAAAUAUGGUAACUACUUUUUCCCAGGUACUGGGGACAUGUACGAAAUUGGAGCAGAAAGUGGUAGGUACUAUUCUGUCAACGUUCCUCUGAAGGAAGGCAUCGAUGACCAGAGUUACUGGAUGGUCUUCAAGCCUGUUAUAUCAAAUGUAAUGGAAUUUUAUCAACCCACUGCUAUUGUACUCCAGUGUGGGGCAGAUUCACUAGCAAAUGAUCGUUUAGGCUGCUUUUCUCUGAGUACUAAAGGACAUGGCGAGUGUGUUAAGUUUGUCAAGAACCUAAACGUUCCUACUUUGGUAGUUGGAGGUGGUGGUUAUACUUUGCGAAAUGUAGCUAGAUGUUGGACCUAUGAAACUUCCCUACUAGUGGAAGAGCAGAUAUCAAAUGAGCUACCGUUUACAGAGUAUCUUGAAUUUUUCGCUCCAGAUUUCACUUUACAUCCAGAAGUUGUGACUAGGACAGAAAAUGCUAAUAGUCGGCAGUAUUUGGAAGCAAUAACUAAGUUCACUUAUGAUAAUUUGAAAAUGUGUCAACACUCUCCUAGUGUCCAAAUGCAUGAUGUUCCUGGUGACGCAAUCCUGAAGGAUGAAAAAACAAAAGAGGAAGAGGAUCCUGAUAUAAGGAUUAGCCAAGAACUUGAAGACAAGAUGGUGGAAGCUAAAAACGAAUUUUAUGAUGGUGAUAAAGAUAAUGAUAAAGAUGAAGCAAUGGAAACUUGAAUUAAAAAAGAUUUAAAAUGAUUUGACUGAAAUUUAAAAGGAGCCAUCGAGAAAUUUGGAAUAAUUUUUAUUUUAGUUAUAUUUUAAGUCAACUCAACAAAAUCAGUAUAUUACACUUAUCAGCUAAAAGUUUUCAAGUUUAUAAAUAAAUAACUCAAGGUCUAAGAUGAACACUAAUAUCUAUUUCUGUUGUAUUAUUGAAAUCUAAAUAUUUCAUGGGUGAAUUAAAACAAUUGAAUUUUUUUUCAGAAAGGUUUAUUACAGUUAACUUUUUCACAAUGAAAUUAAUAUUUUUCCUAAGAGAUCGAAUUUCUAAAUGUACUUUCCUGGAAUUAAAACAUAUUGAAAAAACAGAACAAUCAUUAUAUAGUUCAGAAAAUAUUAGAAAUAAAAAUGAAAUUGUUUUGAGAAGAAUCAACAGAAUACAUGCAAUAAUCCUCAC
Molecule: messenger RNA, 2000 nt
Organism: Harmonia axyridis
Lineage: Eukaryota; Metazoa; Arthropoda; Insecta; Coleoptera; Coccinellidae
Gene: HDAC3
Product: histone deacetylase 3
Exons: 6
Coding region: 263-1558 (431 amino acids)
Molecular function (GO): histone deacetylase activity
Source: RefSeq, a predicted model, not a curated record